Molecule: messenger RNA, 693 nt
Organism: Oppiella nova
Lineage: Eukaryota; Metazoa; Arthropoda; Arachnida; Sarcoptiformes; Oppiidae
Source: the annotation of a GenBank genome assembly
CAAACUUUAGGUGAAGAUAAUAGCCGUUGACUUCAAUCGUACAGACAUUUACGAUAAGAUCACUCGCGAGUUGAAUGGCGUGGAAGUGGUGGAUGUGUUGGUGAACAAUGUGGGGACUCUUAGCCGAUGCGCCGACUAUUUCCUGGACAUCGGGUCCCAAAUGAACGAAACGUAUUUCAAAGUGAAUAUGUUUUCGUAUAUAAGACUCAUUGAAAUAGUUUUGCCAAAAAUGGUUCAACAAAAUCGCGGUAUUGUUAUCAACGUGUCGUCGCAGACAGCGUUAGCACCGGUACCUCUCAUGACUACUUAUGCCGCGACCAAAGCGUUCAUUACAUUCCUGUCGGAAGGCCUGUCCGUUGAGUACGAGUCCAAAGGCGUGACAAUACAGACAGUGAUGCCAUCGAUGACUAAGACGAAGCUAUUGCACGGCUCUCACAGAUCGUCAUUCUUUGCGGUCACUCCCGAGGACUUUGUCUCGUCCGCCAUCAACACCGUUGGCAUCGAAACCCUGACUUUCGGUCAUUGGAAACACAAACUACUUGUUUAUAUCAUUGAGUGGUUUACAUAUGUGUGCGGAAACAGAUUCACCGCUAACUUAGCGCUUAAAGUGUUGAAGCAAUCGAGAGAUGAAUACUACAUGAGAAUCAACUCAAAGAUUGAGUGAUUUGUCACACAACUAGUCAUACAUUAACC